CCAUAGCAUUUUCAAAAUAUUUCGUUAAUGUUACGUCAAAAAUAGAAAAAACAUAGUUAAAAUCAUGUUAAAAUUGAAUUAACGGAAACGAUUUUUACGCGAAAAAUGUUAUGUUCUUACACAAACACUUUGUGCGUUACCAUUAAUAACUUAUUGUGAAAGUAAAUGCUUGAUUUCACAUUGUUUCCGCCGACAAAAUAUCUACAAGAACUUUGUAGAAAAAUUCUUGAAAACAGUGCUUUAAUGUAAUCGUGACUAUAAACAAUGGAGACCCAUGAUAGCGCCGACUACGGGUUACAAACCAAAGGUCAAGAAACAUCACGUAAAGGGCAUCGUAAGAGAAACAAAGUAUCAAAUUUACACGCUCGUUUAUGCCCAAAUUUCGACUUAAGAGACACUUUAAUACCGGAAAAAGACAAUCCGUAUGCAAACACAUAUCUUCAAAGGCAUAGUCAAGAGGAAUUAGAUCCGAAAACAAUGGAUUUUGCUACUUUAGUAACAUUUUUGCAUCCCACAUUUAUUAAGGACUACCUCCGGAAAAUACUAAAUUUUUUUAAAACUAACCUAUGCGAAAUGAGUUUUCCCAACAUCGCACCGCACAAGGAAGAGUUUCUCGUAAGAAUAGCUAAGGAUAACGUAUUUUUGAAAUGCUCAAAUUUCACUGCAGAAUGCCAAAGAACUGGACAAGAAAUACUUAUGAUUUUACAUCAAAAUAGGCACUAUUACAAAUGGGAAUAUUAUUAUGGAGGCGGAAUAUGCUUAGACAAUGUGUUGGUGUACAAAAAACAGCUUUUGGACCAAACGAAAAAUCCGCAAGAGAUAAAUAGCUUAUCAAAGUGCAUGUCUUCAACACCCCAAACCUUGGCGUCAACUCUUGAAGAUCUUACCUUGGAAAGCGGAGUGGUACUACAGAAAACGUCAAAAGCAAUAAUCGAAAAUAACUGUAAAACUGUCGAUGUAAAAUUGUCAACAAUUUCCAACUCCACAACUUCUUCCGACUCUUUACAAGAAUGCAUUAAGGCGGAAAAAGACUUCCAAGCCAAGCGCAAAUUAAUACAAAGUCUGUCUGAGACUUUCAUAAAAGCUUCGUUAACUGAAGUGUUAAACUUCCUUGAAGAUGAACAACGGGCUAGCUUGGAGUUCAAACAUAUUACUGCUUCGGAUUCCAGAUUUCUUCAACUAGUCACGACUCUAGCUCGCGAUAAGGAAUACCAUCGGCUGUUCCACGAAGAUGUAGCAGCGAUACUCAAGGAAAUCGCAUUGAGUCGACGCAAGAAAGAUUACACACUCAGUACUGAUGUCGGAAAGGUCGAUAAGUGGACUCUUUUGAGAGAUUUGUUAAUGUACAAAACGCCGAUAUAUAGACGCAGCGAAACUCCUCGAACACCGUCGUCAAAGCGAUGUGAAAAUUCGCAACUACCUAUAUCCAGUACAACAAACAAAGAAGACAAUUCAAGAAAAAUACAAUGCAAAAAUAAAACCAAUAACUUGGAAACAAAUAGUUGUAAUUCUGAAUCAAAAGACGUUGCGAGCGUACAGAGUAUAGAAGUAACCAUUAUAUCCAACGCGAGAAAAGUCAAUUCUGUCACUACUGGUGAUGGUACACGGUCUCUUAAUAAAGAUGCAAGACCACCUAUAAAAAAAGGCAUAGCAUUCCAAAGCGCCGGAGUUCAAGUCGUGGAUACAAUGCAUGCAGAGGUGGAGCAGUGUGUCGAGAUUAGCCGUUUGACAGGGUCCACGAGAAAAAACAGACUGAUUGAAGCCAUGAGCACACCCAUGGAGAGUGGUAUAGCUGAAAGAAUGAUGCGCCGAAUGGGGUGGGAAGGAGGCGCGUUGGGGGUUCGUGGGGAGGGCAUCACCGAACCUCUCAUGCCACCUUUGCACAUUUCCCCAGGGGCUGGCCUAGGUCAUGUAAAAACAAAACUACCCAGCCGUUCAGCAGCAGGGUUCCGCAUAAUAUUCCUUCAACAUUUGCUGUCGUGGAUAUUAACGGGUGGGAGAGAGAAGACGAUAAAAAUAGGCCCUAUGACCAAGCGAGAGGCAAAAUUCGUUAAGCCCACGCUACGGAGCUUGAACGACCGGAAGAACGUUGUCUUCGCCAACAAUGAAGAGGUUGCCCUCGUUAAUAAAGUCUUAAAUGCCCUGGAACAGGAUCCGGAAUUUUUUAUUGAAUGCCAAAUCAGUGAAGACAAAAGGUAAAUUGUUUCAAUACUUUUAUUUAGCUUCCAGUAUUACGGCAUGCAUUAGAACAUUUAUAAU
Molecule: messenger RNA, 2259 nt
Organism: Hyposmocoma kahamanoa
Lineage: Eukaryota; Metazoa; Arthropoda; Insecta; Lepidoptera; Cosmopterigidae
Exons: 12
Coding region: 265-2199 (644 amino acids)
Molecular function (GO): nucleic acid binding
Source: RefSeq, a predicted model, not a curated record